AUGGAGCUGCCGCUGCCUCCGUCGCCGGCUGAAGCCCCCAUUCUCCAGGAGUUUUCACGGCCGUGGAGAGCUCUGCGUCUCCCCGUUCCUACCAGUUCCAGCGAGGAGGAGGAGGAAGUGGAGGAAUCGCUGCUGAAGUGCUACUACCCGCAGUACUCUCCUCCAGAGCCGACCUUUGCGUCGGAGGUCCGCAUGCCACCUUUCCUGGAACCGCGCGUGGCUGUGCCAGAGUCCCAAGCGUUCCUGGUCAUCCCCCGGAUUCGCUUCACGCUCGGAACGAUUGAGCCGCUGGUGUGCAGGAUGUUGGUGUAUGACGUUGCCCAGAGCUGCCGCGUGACUGAAGAGUUCUGCUUCCGGAUCCCUGGCCCCAUGCUGGACAAGACGGACUGCACGAUACCCCCGGCGGCGCUCAUGUAUCUGCUGCCGAUGAAGAGUCCGUACCUGGUCCUGAAAGUCUCCAAGGUGCUGGUCGGAGAUGGCGAUAUCGCGACUGCGCCCUACUGCGCGCCUGACAAGUUUGCGUCCCCUGCGGAGCAGCAGAAGCUGGUGGACAAGGCCGUGGACUGUGGAAUGCGCCUGGGUCGAUUCCAGCAGCCACUGGCGUGGGGGGCGAUGCCCCUCGUAAAAGGAGCGAAGCAGUCGAUGACUCUCUACAGACAACGCGCGUGCAUACCCGAGGAGCAGCGUCUGGCGCUGAUUUUGGACACCAUCCGAGGCACUUUGAACGUCGGUGCCUCGAGCGAGCAGCAAAAUGGUGACAAGAUUCUCCAGUGUCGAGAAGUUCAGCCGUUGUGUCCGCCGUCCUUCGUCUCGGCGUCUGGCAUUGCGGCGUCAGGGCCAGUGGCAGUCUCGUACGUCAACACGCUGUAUCUGUACCCGCUCCAGAUCGAGAAGUGCCAGUACCGCAACGUCGCUAUCCGAGUUCAGCUGCUGCAGAGAGAAGUCGACACUGUGCGUGGGCUGGAGGAGACGGAGGAUGCUGUUCUACGAGCGGUUUACCGAGCCAACAACCAGGUUGGGCGGUCCGCGUAUGCGCUCGUCGGGUACCACCAGAAGAACCCGCAGUUUGAGGACGAGAUCAAGAUCUGCCUUCCAGUAUCCUUAACGACGGAGCACCAUAUCCUGUUCACGUUCUACCACGUCCACUGCAAGAAACUCCAGCCCAACCAGCCCCAGCAAGAGCUCAUCGGGUACGCCGCUCUCCCUGUCUCGAGGAAGGACGGCACGAUCAUCCAAGAUGGCCGGUAUACUGUGAACGUCACUCCUGCUCCAGUGUCGUCAAAGCCGUCGGCAUCUGGAGGAGCUAUCUCCCUAUCCCCCGGAUACGUCGGAGCCGUGCGAGACGCAGUUGUGGACAACACGAAGACCGUCUUCAGCUGUCGCAGUCGCGUUGUUUCCUCGGUCCACAGUCAGGAUAGUGCGAUUGCAGAGUUUCUGAGUCCAUUCCACGGCACCCGGAGAACAGGCGCUUCCAAGGACGCCGCAGCCAACGAAGACGCGAUCGUCAAGCGGCUGGUGGGUCUUGUCCAGAGUGACGCGUCAAAUCUGCGCUACUAUUUCUUCAUGAUCGCCAAGUUUGUGCUUGGGUACUUGCGGUACGGCACCUCAAUCGUCCGGUGGUCUGCGUUCCGCACACUCCUCGCCGUCAUCAAGAAGAUCACGAGUGAUCCUCAGGGCAAACCGAAAAGUGACGAGGUCGGCCGAGUGCUUCAGUACGUCCACAUUGUGUUCGACGAGAGAUCAAUCGAUGAUCCAAUCGACUCCAAGUCGCCAGUGAAACGUGAACGCAAGUCCGUCUUCGGCGCGCUGCUCGAGACGUGGCUGAAUGUGCUAAACAACAAGACCUCGAUCGAGGAAAACACCGACACGCUGGCCAUGUCUCGAACGUACUCGAAAGUGCUCCUCCAGCUGAUUUUGAAGUCCAUGGCAAUGACCUUGCUUGACCAGCGUGACUCACCUGAUGCAGAGGACAGCUCGCUGCCGAUAUUGCUGGCCAAGAACGACGAGGUGGUGCUUGAGCGGGUGCUGAUCCAACUGAUGGCGUACGCCCGUGAUGACCCGUCAAAAGAUCUGACCGUAAAGAAAGAUGUCAACUCGAGCGUGGCCUUCUUCUGCCGCGGCAUCUUUCUCAUCGUGAAGAACGCGUUACCCGCUCGCGUGAUCGACCGCUGCGUCAAGUGGAUCAAUGUCCAGGGCGACGCAGCGAGUCUGAGCAACACGUGGUUCCCGUUCCUCACCAAUCUGGUGGCGUUUGAGUUUUUCCCCACGAUAAACGGCGCCGUGCCAGCUCAGGACAGCAAUCUCGCGAAAAGACGAGCCUGGCUAGCCAAAGCUGUCUUCGUGAAGCUGCUGCUCAUUGUGGACAAGCAAACGGAGCAUACGACUCGAGUCUGGGCAGCGCGAUUACUGCGCUGGAUGUUUGCAGUCCAAGCGUACAACCCUUGGUAUCAAAGCCCAGAGCGUCAAGAGAGAAUCGCGCUUCUAGUAGGCGAUGACCUCUCCAACACGUUGAAUGGCGUACUCAGUCCUGCGAGAGCAGCACUGGAUCUCCAGAAAGAGUUGGUGGGUUGUGUCGGCCACCUUCUCAGCAGCGUGUCAAGCUUGCAUCUGCCGUUGUUCUUCCAGCUCACCAACGGAAGCUCCGAGCAGCUGAGCUUUACUGAGGCAUUGAGCUUCUACCAUCGCGUGGUAAGUUACUCGCUGUUUGAACUGAGAUGCCGUCAGCAGAUUUACUAA
This is a messenger RNA of Phytophthora sojae, 2736 nucleotides long. RefSeq lists its product as hypothetical. Gene Ontology annotation, biological process: positive regulation of GTPase activity; small GTPase-mediated signal transduction. Bases 1 to 2736 code for a protein of 911 amino acids. The transcript has 5 exons. Gene Ontology annotation, molecular function: guanyl-nucleotide exchange factor activity. The record is from RefSeq and is a predicted model, not a curated record. NCBI's taxonomy places the organism in Eukaryota, Oomycota, Peronosporomycetes, Peronosporales, Peronosporaceae.